GCGAAUACUUCUUGUUGGACACACUGGACAUGGGAAAAGCUCUACUGGGAACUCACUUCUUGCCAGGGAAGAAUUUGAAAAUGGACUCCUUCAUGAAUCCAUAACAAAAACCUGUCACCGAGGGGUAGUGCGUCGCUUUGGCCGGAAAAUAGAUGUCAUAGACACACCAGGAUUGUUUGAUACUUCUCAUGAUGACACCUUUGUAAAGGAAGAAUUGUUGAAAUGUGUUGGGCUGACACUACCUGGAUUUAAUGCUAUCUUUUUAGUUCUUCAGCCGUUAAGACUGUCUCAAGAAAUAGAAGACACUGUGGAUCUUUUUUUCAAAUUCUUUGGUGAAGAAGUCAGUGACUAUGCAUUUAUUGUUCUCACACAUGUUGAAAAUGAUCAAAAGAAAAAAAAAUACUUUGGCCUGGAUGGCAAUACAAAACAACCUUCAAAGGUUGAGAAGUUACUACAUCGUUUCAAAGGAAAGACUUUAUUUAUUGACAAUGAGGCUGAUGUAAGCACAAAAGAUGGAAUGGUCUGGAAGAUUCUCAAUGAAAUUGAUGAGAAUACUGCUAAGCUAAAAGUACCCUAUUUCACAAAUGAAAUAACUGAAAGAACUAAAACAAUAGCUAUAAAGAUAUCAGAAAAUAAAAGCCAAGGACUAACAAAUUUUGAUGAAAUAAUAUCAUCAUCUGACAUGGAAACUGGAACAAGUAUUCAGAAACAGGAUAUGGAUGAUAAGGUCACAUCUGAAGCACAGCAUGCGGAGAUUCCACAACAAACACAUUUGACAAGUCAAAUAUCUGUUGAAAACCAGACUGAAACAUCAGAACAACUGAAUAAAGCAACAGAACUUGUAAAUAAGCCUGCUGAAACUUCAGAACCAAAGAGUGAAACUACAGUUCCUGAUGAAAAGCAAAGUGACACUUCUCAAAAGCAGAAUAAAACUGCAGUACCCAAAACUUCAGACCAGCAUGAUGACAGUUCUGAAGAACAGAAUGAGCCAAACCUGUCAGCAAAACCCAAAACAAAGAAAUCUGGAAAUUCAAAGCAACCAAAAGAGGAAGAAAGCUCAAGCCAAACAUCAAUAGAAAAUUAUGAAAAGUAUGAAUACUAUAAAACACUUCUUGAAGAUAAAGAACUUUCACGUAAAGUACUUGCAAAACUGAUUGACACAUUUUGUCCUAAAAUACCUGUUAUUGGAAAGGUAUGUAGAUAUUUUCUUAAAAAAAUAUUUAAACAGGUAAACAUAGAAAAAGUCGCAAUAAAAGAAUGAGCAUAAACGGAUAACUUUUAAAGUCAAAAGCAAAAACUUCAUUUGUUUCAUCUUGUAUGUGAUGAUAAAUUAAAUACAUAAUUUUAUUCAUUUUAAUACAGCAUAAUACAGAAAUUUUGGUCAAAUAAAGUGAAACAAUAUGAUGAUAUAAUCCUGAUACAUAAAUUGUGAUGUUUAACAAACAAGUGUGGCUGUCCUGUCAAUUUGCCUUUUUAAUACAAUAUAGUUUAAGAUUCUAUUACAGUGUUUAGGAAACACAAAUUACACUUUCCAAUAAUAACUUGAGCCAUAUGUACACAAGAAUUGCCAAGAACAAGAAUUAUAGGUUGUUGUCCUUUUACAUAUUUUCUUAAAAACACUGCUGGUAACAUUAAGUUACCAUUAGGAGAGUAGUAUCUUUUUUGUCCCGUACCGGUUUCACCGGAGGGGAGUUAUGGUUUGAGCUCUGUCCGUCAGUCCGUCAGUCAGUCAGUCCGUCACACUUUUCUGGAUCCUGAAUAUUUUUUCAUGAAACUUGAAACAUGGAUAGAUGGCAAUAUGGACAUUAUGCACGUCAUUUCGUUAUGU
Messenger RNA from Dreissena polymorpha, 1828 nucleotides. RefSeq lists its product as uncharacterized. Lineage: Eukaryota; Metazoa; Mollusca; Bivalvia; Myida; Dreissenidae. Bases 518 to 1261 code for a protein of 247 amino acids. The record is from RefSeq and is a predicted model, not a curated record. The transcript has 2 exons.